UUAGUAAUUCUGCUUAAUUAUUAUAUUGCAUUGGUGUCAGAUAUUUUAAAAAAUAUAUAUAUUGUCUGAGCAACUGUUUGAGCUUCUCCAGAAUCUGCAGUAUAUCCUUGACUUUCUGAUGUUACCUACUGACAUUAAGCCAAACUGUGCAGUCAAAGAAGAAGACAAAUGAAGGUCAAUGAGUAAAAGAGAACAGAAAAACUAGCACAGAAACAGAGCAUGUGCAUAUAUAAUAUAUAUCUGCAAAAGCCAGCCUGAUGUAACCUUGCAAGACAUCUGUGAGCAAAGCAUUUUUUAGGCUACAGUAUACAAGAAGCAAGUCAUUACAAGGCUAUGUAUGAUUUUAUCUUAGAUUGAUUAAACCGUAUUUACACUGAUAAUUACAAGGAGCUGUAUAUAAAAUGGUCUUUUAUUCCAGCUGCUGCAUGCCUUCUCUACUGUGAAUGUUCCUACUAUUCAUGAUCAAUAAAAAAUUAUCCGUGUACUGGUUUUUCAUGAUGAUGGCAAAAGAGAUUGCGUGAUUUUGCCAGCGGGCCAGACUGGCCAGCAUUUAUAUUUCAUAGGAUAUCACAGCAUAAAUAAAAACUUACAGAAAGAUUACAGCUACAGCCAGAUACAGGCAGAGCUGAUCAUCACUGCUUCAGCAAUGAUGGUAAAUUUAUUCAUUCAGAUGUUCAAAGUGCUCACAGUCCUGCAAAAAAAAAAGAAAAGAAAAAAAAAAGAAAAAGUCAAUGAUAUAUUGACAUUAGAUCUAAGCGUUGUAAAGAAAUGCAAAGGAUGCCAUCAUGUCCGUCAAGUCCUCUUUGAAAAGGCCACAUAAAUAUUGAUGUUUGCCAACACUGCAAUUUUGAGAAACCAUUGUCAUAACGUGCGCCUCUUUUUUUCCUGUGAUGAGCAUCAUAUCCAUGCCAUUUUCAAAUCGACAACACAUAAAUGGUCAUACAGCGGCUUCGAGAGAACGGUAAUGACGUUAGCCAUGUGCCAAGGCCAUCUCAAUAACUUCACACGAUCCCAAUUGAGCAUUUACUGUGCCAUUUCUGACAGCGUCUGAGGAAACAUUUUCCACUACCAACACAGAGGUGGAGGCUCAGUGGUGAUUUACUCUCAGUGAUUAUGUUAGUAAUGAUUAGCGUUGACAUUUCCAGAAAUGAGCAGAUCAAAAUGUCAUAGCCACAGCUCUGCAACUAGCACACUGGACUAGACGAGGUAUAAAAAACAAAAACUAAUCCUCAAUAUAAGAAUGGAUAUCAAUGCAUGGUAUGCAUAACUUGCAUGAAAUUAGGUUUUCAUAUGUAUUAAAUUAAAAACGUUCCCCCCUCCUUAGUCCAAAGAAAGAGUUGUGCACACUGGUUUGCAGAUCUACAGCUUUCUACUAGCAAUCUCGUCAACUUCUAACUCUCCAGUUUCACAAAUAUGACUCAGUCUUGCAUCAGGUCAAGGCUAUUACAGCAGAUAUUCCACCGGCUUUCUGAUUUUCCUUCUGUGUAGACACAGGUGCUCACUUAACCUUCUGCUAAUAAGAGCCAGGGGAAUGUGACGUCACUAGCAGAAGUUUCACGUCAAGUGGACUUUAAAUUUAGUUGACUGGAUUUUAACCUUCAAAUGAACCGUCUGCAAAAACAAAUCUGAUAAAACAGGGAACGCAGGCAGGUUUUAUUUUUACCUGCUGGUUAAUAAAAGUGAAAGAAGACAGCGUCAUCCGUUUUGCUUGUCGUCACUGAGCUCCGUAUGGUAAGACGAGUAAUCCUGCGCACAGACAGGCGAGGAAGCAUAGGGGAGGUGGGGGGUGAAGAAGACCAAAAAAUGCUGCUGCUGAAUGGAGCCAUACAACAGUGACAGUGUGAUGGAAGGAAAAGACCAGGAGGACUGAUUUUUACUCCACUUCAAGUCCAGGUUUCAUCUAUUUUUCUCCACUCGGGUAAAUCAAGAGUCAGACACCAUGAAGGCUGUUGGCAAGAUAACUUUACCUGCAGCUUAAAUAUUUGAUAUUGAAUGAGAUGAAGCCUGCUCCUUGAAUGCACAAGUACCUCGGACAGCGUCGCUAUAGUGGCAAUACUACAGAUUCUCCACUGAAGGGCAGCAGGAGUCUCUCAUAUCCCUGCAUUUGUUCCUAAUUGCCAUUAUAGCCAGAAGAACAUAAAAUGUUUUCAGAUUUGCAUCCAUGAUUUGUGCAUGUUUUAUAAAAUUACACUAUUGCCUCAGUUCAUUUGCCUAGAAGUAUUUUUAUUCUAUUUUUUUAACAGAGGUUUUGAUAUGAUGCUCAGCGGUGAUCAUCAGGAGUCUGAUCUCCCCUGGGGACACACGGACACCCUUCUGGACUCCCUCGGUGCGCAGUGUGGGUCCAUGCCGGUUGGAACCCAGGAUGGAGAGGCUAAAGCGCGUUCCAGGGAGGAGAAGAGGCGCAAGAGGCGAGCCACAGCUAAAUAUCGAUCUGCGCAUGCCACCAGGGAACGGGUUCGUGUCGUAGCCUUCAACCUGGCCUUUGCAGAACUAAGGAAACUGCUCCCAACGCUCCCGCCAGACAAAAAGUUGUCCAAGAUUGAAAUCUUGCGACUCGCGAUUUGUUACAUCUCAUAUCUCGACCACGUGCUGGACGUUUAGGACAAGUGUGACAGUGCGUAACCAGCCACUAAAGAACAAGAGAUUUGGGGAAUCCCUGGUCUGUAUCCUAAUGGAAUACCACGCUGACAUUAUUAUUGCAUGACGCUGUUUCAUUAUGAGGAUGAGCUGCAGGACAGGAGACUUAACUUCCGUAAAACGACUCGAAGAAUGGAAAAUGCUUUGGGACCUUCUCUAUACACAUAUUGCAUUCUGUAUAUCAUUCACUAACUUAUGGAGCACUAUCGUGCUUGGGGUUAGUUUUUAUUCCACCAAGUUGUAGAGAUAUAUAAUAUAAUAUGUAACUGUAAAACACUUGUGUGUUCUGUGUUCCUUCUACUAAUGGCAGCUGGAAUUUCCUUUCAAAUCAUAUUUGCUUAAAAUAAACAGUAAAAAAGCUCAUCUUGUUUUUCAAACUCAUCUUGUAAUAUUUUUGAAUCCGAAAGAGUUCAGAAACAAUAAAGUUUCAC
Messenger RNA from Oreochromis niloticus (Nile tilapia), 3068 nucleotides. RefSeq names its product helix-loop-helix protein 1. Gene Ontology annotation, biological process: regulation of transcription by RNA polymerase II. Lineage: Eukaryota; Metazoa; Chordata; Actinopteri; Cichliformes; Cichlidae. The transcript has 2 exons. The record is from RefSeq and is a predicted model, not a curated record. The coding region runs from base 2173 to 2601 and encodes 142 amino acids. Gene Ontology annotation, molecular function: protein dimerization activity; DNA-binding transcription factor activity, RNA polymerase II-specific; RNA polymerase II cis-regulatory region sequence-specific DNA binding.